CCGCGCGCGCCACACGGCUGGCUUCCUCCUCCCGACAGUGCGGGAGCGUGCGUGUCGCUAGGCUGCCGCCAUGCCGAAAGUCAAGGCGGAGAAGCGGUGCCGGCGGGAGGGCCCGGGCCCGGGGCCAGGUAUUCUGUUCAAUACUGGAAUUGGCCAGCACAUCUUGAAAAAUCCCCUCAUUGUUAACAACAUUAUAGAGAAGGCUGCCUUACGGCCCACGGAUGUUGUCCUGGAAGUAGGGCCUGGAACGGGUAACAUGACAGUAAAAAUGCUAGAGAAAGUAAAAAAGGUAGUUGCUUGUGAACUUGAUGCACGACUUGUGGGUGAACUUCAGAAGAGAGUCCAGGGCACAUGCCUAGCAAACAAACUAGAAAUAAAGGUUGGAGAUGUGUUGAAAGCUGAUUUACCAUUCUUUGAUGCAUGUGUAGCUAACUUGCCUUAUCAGAUUUCUUCAGCUUUUGUUUUCAAGCUGUUGCUGCAUAGACCUUUUUUCAGGUGUGCAAUACUUAUGUUUCAGAGAGAAUUUGCUCUGCGUUUGGUUGCAAAACCAGGGAGUAAACUAUACUGCAGACUCUCAAUUAACACUCAAUUAUUAGCCCGGGUGGAUCAUCUAAUGAAAGUUGGAAAGAAUAAUUUCAGACCUCCACCCAAAGUUGAAUCCAGUGUUGUUAGAAUAGAGCCAAAGAACCCUCCACCACCUAUUAAUUUUCAGGAGUGGGAUGGUCUAGUAAGGAUAGCCUUUGUCAGAAAAAACAAGACGCUUUCUGCAGCAUUUAAAUCAAGUGCAGUACAGCAGCUGUUGGAUCAGAAUUAUCGAAUCCACUGUUCUUUACAUAACAUAGAAAUACCAGAAAACUUCAAAAUUGCAGAAAAAAUACAGAUGGUUUUAGAAAAUACAGGUUUCUCUGACAAACGGGCUCGCUCAAUGGAUAUAGAUGACUUCAUUAGAUUGCUGCAUGGCUUCAAUUCAGAAGGCAUCCAUUUUUCAUAAAUGGCCAGUCGGAGCAUUUUACAUUCUCUGGAAAGAACUGAGGUGUGAUACAGACAGAGGUGUUAGGAGAAGGAACUCCUGUUGAGAGCAAGCACCAUCAUACAAAAUGACUGUUAAGCAUAUUUUUAAAUACAAUUGCUGUUGCAUUUAAUAUUGUAACUGUCAAGACUAAAACUGUGCUCUUUCACAUGUACCCUAUGAUAUGAAAUGACUUUAAGUCCCUAGUUUAAACCCUUCUCUCCCUGAACUUUGCACUUUCUUCUGCUAUUACAACAUGCCGAACAGAACUCUGAGCUUUGGCCUCAACAGAACUGUUUGUAGAGUGAUGACAUGAUGCCCAUGCAUCAGUUGAGAAUAAAUUAACUUUAAAAAAAA
Molecule: messenger RNA, 1366 nt
Organism: Pelodiscus sinensis (Chinese soft-shelled turtle)
Lineage: Eukaryota; Metazoa; Chordata; Testudines; Trionychidae
Gene: DIMT1
Product: DIM1 rRNA methyltransferase and ribosome maturation factor
Biological process (GO): rRNA methylation
Cellular component (GO): nucleolus
Molecular function (GO): rRNA (adenine-N6,N6-)-dimethyltransferase activity
Source: RefSeq, a predicted model, not a curated record